Stylophora pistillata is the source of this 2113-nucleotide messenger RNA. RefSeq names its product substance-K receptor. Gene Ontology annotation, cellular component: plasma membrane. Gene Ontology annotation, molecular function: G protein-coupled receptor activity. Gene Ontology annotation, biological process: G protein-coupled receptor signaling pathway. The record is from RefSeq and is a predicted model, not a curated record. Lineage: Eukaryota; Metazoa; Cnidaria; Anthozoa; Scleractinia; Pocilloporidae.
AUGAGACCUAUCCUAUCUGCCACCGGCACUUACAAAUAUGCCCUCGCCAAGUGGCUUGAUGACAAACUGAAGCCCCUGUCAAGUAAUCGCUACACAAUAUCAGAUACCUUCUCCUUCGCCGAUGAGAUUCAAAACCUAGUCAUCGACGAGAAUGACAUUCUGGUAUCCUAUGACGUCACGUCACUAUUCACUAAUGUGCCGCUUCAAGAAACGAUCGAAAUCAUCGCUGAGAAGACGUUCGCUGACAACUGGUUUAAUGCUACACACGACCUCAGCAUUACAAAGCCUAAACUGGUUCAACUUCUGGAAGUUGCAACUAUGAAUCAACUAUUCCAAUUUGAUGGCAAUCUUUACGAGCAGAUCGACGGUGUGGCCAUGGGUUCUCCAUUGGGCCCACUUAUGGCAAACGCAUUUCUCUGUUCCAUCGAAGAAAAACUAGAUCAAGACCACAAGCUCCCUGAAUUUUACAGAAGUUCACCUGCUGGUGAGAGUAAGUUCUAUAUUUAUUCUGCAUUAUCGUUUAUCAUCUGGGUGAGCUAUUUUGAUCCUCAGAAACUCGAGGAUGUUCAGUUAACGCAGUUUGAUAAGGGCGAGAUGAACAACAGUAAUGUGACUGAUGAAGGCAGAUUGCCAGAUUGUCCUCCUUGGGAUACCUCUUCCGCCGCGCUCCAAUGGAUCAAGACCAUUGUGUACCUAUUCAUUCUAUUUUUGGCCCUAUUUGGAAAUACCUCGGUAAUUUGGAUCAUAUUCAGGCAUCGGAGAAUGCGAACAGCAACGAACUAUCUCAUUGCAAAUAUGGCGGUUGGUGAUCUAUUGAUGGCUAUGAUAACCAUGAUACCUCAUGCGGUGAACAUGUUCCGUGGGAGUCACGACUGGGUUAGCGACUCGCUCUUUGGACAAAUAUCCUGCAAACUUUUCCUGUUCACCCAAGGCUCUUCCAUGGCGUGCUCCAUAUUCACUCUAACAGCACUGGCUCUUGAGCGCUUCUUUGCUGUUGUUUUCCCAAUCUGGAAAGUUGUUAAUAUAAAACGAACAAGAUGGCUGGUUGGUUUCAUUUGGAUGGGAUCUAUUGCCUCGGCAUCGCCGUUGUUCUAUGCAGCCAAAGUGAUAAUCUAUGCCGGAGUUCCCUUCUGCCUCGAGGAGUGGGCCCCCGCUUUUGACGGAAAAAGAUCGCAGUCUAUUUUCACCAUUGUGUCAUUUGUGCUCCUCUAUGUAUUGCCUUUACUUUUGAUUUCUGUCUUGUACUCAAUCAUCAUUGCCAAGGUAUGGGGUAGGAAUAUACCGGGUAACGUUACUCCGGCCAACCAGCGGCUCUUGAACAGGUCGAAGAGAAAUGUACUUAAGAUGUUGAUCUCAGUGGUUGUAGCGUUUGCGCUGUGCUGGUGUUUAAUGCACCUUAAUCUGAUUUUGAUGGACUUCACAGACAUUUUCUUGCCUUGUGGUAUCCCUAUAGGACUCCAAACCACUGGUUUUCUUUUUGGCCAUGCAAACAGUGCUAUAAACUGCUGCAUCUAUUUGAUAUUCAGCCAGGAUUUCCGACGAGGAAUGAAGGAUAUACUGAAGCCCCUUUUACCAAACCGAGCGGCGACUUUACUUGUUGAUAACACUCGAGCCGGCUCUUCUUUGGAUGCAACAGUUGAACUCAAAACCAGCUACAGGCAGGGCAGACCGCAAGCGAGAUCAUUUAAAAUCAUACAAGUUUAGACAAACCUUCUUUAAAGGUGUUGCUCGCGAUUUUCUGACUCACCUUCAUUGGUAAAGAGAAAAGAGAAUCACCUUUCAGUGUAAUGAAGCCACGAAGAAAAUCAUUGGCCAAAGUAGAUGACCAGCAAAGAAGUGAGAACAAUCCAAAUGGAAACAAAGAUGGAUUAGCAAUGGAGAAAAUUGACACUAACUGUGAACUGAUGAAUUCGAAAAGAUCGACAAGCCGCAAGGCAGCCAUUAUGAGAAGAGGUCAGAUGGAUACGCAGUGAGGUAACAAUCGUGAGAAAGUUUCAGAGUAGAUGGCGCCAGAGAGGUUCUAUGCUAUGAACUUCUUUAACCUUUAACCCCUAAGGGAGUGACUAACAUCUAAUUUCUCCUUGCAUUAUAACCCCUAAAUCAAACAGUAAGG